This is a messenger RNA of Acanthoscelides obtectus, 9645 nucleotides long. NCBI's taxonomy places the organism in Eukaryota, Metazoa, Arthropoda, Insecta, Coleoptera, Chrysomelidae. The record is from the annotation of a GenBank genome assembly.
CCGGAAAUGGCCCAAAUAUUUAAAAAUACCAUAAUUUAUUGAUCAAAUAUUUAUCGCAAAAUGUCUCAAAAUUAUUUAGCUGACAAUUUAAGAGAUUGUCAUACUUUUGGAAACAUAAUUUUCAACGAAAAGAAAUUAAUUGAUUAACUGAGCCUAGCGACAUCUUCAACUUCAAUCUGGAAUUACUGUGAUGGAAAAGCUUCCAAUGAAUACAAGUCGUUCGGAUGAAAAUUAAUUUUUGCUUUUCCAUCCGAAUUACCAACGGUAGUUACGCUGAUUUAUGUAUGCGGAGUGAAUUAGUUCUGCAAUGUGCUAUAUUUCUGCGAAAAUAGUAUUCAAGUGUGCUAGUGGAAAAAAUUUUGUUGCAAGUUGUCAUGGCGGCUGGGCGAUCGACCAAUAGCAACGCUGGAGGCUUGGGUUGUUAAGUGCUGGGAUACGCGUCAUUCACCCAUUUCCUCGAUUUUCUAGCGACAUGGGCGUUUUUCCAGUGUGUUAGUGCUUGUAAAUGGGUCGUAGUCGAUUAAUUAACAACAAUUAGACAGUGAAACAAUAGAAUAACCGCGAAAAAUGAGUUUUGUGUUGUCGGUCACGUGACCUACCCGAUUAGUAUGGUGAAUAGAUCGGACACCGACCAUGGGUCGUUUUAAGUAAAAUUUUGACAUUCGUUUUGUAUACAAGUUUGUUUUCGUAAUUUACCACGUGCAUAAUAGCUGGUGACUGACAGCUAACCGAAACGAUGUCAACAAGAGGCAUGAAGAAGAGGGGGCGUCCCCCUAAGGUGCAGGUAGCAGAGAGAUCCAAGAAAUUCCAAUAUCAUCUCUUGAAGAAACCAAAAUACUUACUGAACUAUAAGCCGCCAGAAUCCCAAUCUAGUACACCAACAGUUUCAAGAGCCUCAUCUCCUUUUGAAAGUGAAUCAAGUAGACGUAGUAGUACUAGGAUUAGAGGCAAAGAUGGUCAUCGAGCAGGCAGAAAACAGGGAUAUGCAGGCUCUGCAUAUCAGAGAAGAAAUUACAACACAACGCAGAGUGAUUAUCAUGAUUCUGAAUAUCACUAUGGCUCUGACUUUGGUGAUGAUUCUAGUGAUAACAAAAGUGAUGUCGAAGAUGAGAUUGGCUAUUCUGAUAGUGAAUCAGGAGACUCUAUCCCAGAUGCAAGUAGUGAUAGUGACUUUUCAUUGAGUAGCUAUAGUACUAUGAGUGGCACCCCCAGAAAAGGAUUACAUGUAAAUAGAGCACCUACCCCAGAACCACCUAUCUGGUUACAAAAUAGAGAAAUACCACCCCUGACGUUACCAAAGUCUUCAGAUGAUUUACUUGUCCCAAAGGAAAGAAUCAUGGAAGUAGUAAGCAUUUAUGAAGUCCUGAGGCAUUUCAGAAAUCUAGUAAGAUUAUCACCAUUCAGAUUAGAAGACUUUUGCGCUGCUAUUAUAUGUGAAGAUCAAAGCAGUCUUCUAGCAGAAAUCCACAUAAUGCUAUUGAAAGCAUUGCUGAGGGAAGAGGAUUCUCAGCAGACACAUUUUGGCCCUUUGGAUCAAAAAGAUAGUGUGAAUAUAUCACUAUAUUUAAUUGAUUAUAUGACUUAUCCAGAAAUACUAAAAGCAUAUGUAGAGAGUGAUAAAAAUUUUGAUUCAAAGGUAUUAGAAAUUCUAUCUACUACUGAUUAUCCAUUUUCAACACUCGAAGACAGAAUAAAGGUUCUACAAUUUUUAACGGAUCAGUUUUUGAUAACCAACCCUGUCCGAGAAGAUCUUCUUAGUGAAGUACCUAUGCACUAUGAUGACCAUUGUCGGGUCUGUCAUAAGCUGGGAGAUCUGCUUUGCUGUGAAACUUGCCCUGCAGUCUACCACUUGGAAUGUGUGGAUCCGCCCCUGGGGAAAAUUCCCGAGGAAGAUUGGCAAUGCAGCAUCUGCAGAUCACACAAAGUAUCUGGAGUGGUGGACUGUGUGUUGGACCUCGAGAAGCAAGGGCAGCUGUCUAGGCAGGAGCCUUUGGGAUAUGAUAGGCAUGGCAGAAAGUACUAUUUCCUGUGCAGAAGGAUAUUGGUUGAAAGCCAAGAUGGGGAGAUCUGCUACUACUCAACAACUUUGCAGUUUGACGAAAUCCUCAGAGCAUUGGACUCUAAAGACCUAGAAACAACGUUAUAUAGAGAAUUGCAAGAUUUCAAGGAUGAAAUUACGCGCCAAAUGGAAUUGACUGAAAAGUUGACUAACCAGUACAAAGGCAACAAGAAGACGUAUUUGGAUGCGGAAAAUGCUGCCAUUCUGAAAAAACGUAAAGAAGCCGAAGAAAAAUUAGAGCAGGAAAGAAGAGAGAAAGAAAGAAACAAUGCGGAAGGUAUGGUUGCUCAAUUGCACGAAGAUACGCAAAUAGAGAACGCUGACGACGUGCCUAUGGUUGUCGAGAGCACUGAAGAGGUUAUUACCAGUGAUACUAUCGAAACUAAGGCAGAUGAAGUCACUGAGCAGUCAUCUGGUCAGAAAAAUGAGACUGAUGAGGAGGGGGUUGACAAAAACAAGGAAGUGCUGACUAGGUCCAAAACGGGCGCUCUGACUCCAAAACCAAACUACUCCAUAGAGGAAGCCCGACGUAGAAAUUUGAUUUUGAGCAGGGAAGACGAUAGGGACGAAGCUCGCAUGACGAGAUUGAAGUCCAGUCAGAUUGCUAGUGGCACAUACCUGUUUAAACUUGGCAUGGAAAAUUCCUUCAAAGUGUAUGUCAACCAAUUCACUACAAACGUCAUUGCUCUGAACAAGCCUCAAAGAAAUGAAGAAAGAGACAAGAAAAGACACCUGUCUCACAAGUUCUCUCUUACCCCUGCUUCGGAGUUCAAAUGGGUAGGUGCUGUAAGUGGCAUGAGGACUCUGCUGAUCAACACGUUGCGAAACACGAUCUUGCAGCUGGAGCAGCAGCUUCCAUCGCCUUUCAUGCAUCCCAACUGGCAGCUGUUGAGGAAACAUUGGUUGUCGGUCGUUGGGAGCUGCCAGCAGCCUAAGGACUUUGCCAAGGUGUUGGUGGUGCUCCAAGCUUGCAUUAAACCUGUGGUAUUCGCUAACGUUUGGCACGAGCAACUUGGACAUAUUCGGUUGUUUAGAAUAACAGCCAAUGAACGAGAAGAAAGAAAAAAAAUCGAGAAGCGAGAGAAAAAAGAGCGUGAAGAAGAGGAAGAAAGAAACAAAAUGAUCAUCAGCGGUUAUGUCAAGUAUACGAUGCCGUUCAAACAUCAGUUGUGGAAGCAGAAAGGUGAGGAGUACAGAAUCCACGGAAGAUGGGGAUGGUUAUGGAUCAGGACUCCCAGGAACUUCAAACAUUCGGAUUGUCGCGAGCUCGGACUUUCCGGACCUCCACAGAAGAUGAUGGUCCAAAUCAAGGACUCCAACGGCAACAAAGUGGCAGCUCUAGACCCCAACAUGUACAAAUUCUUGAUGGCAAAGAUCAAGGGCGAUUUGAGUCCUGAAGAUGCCGAGAAAAUUCCCGACGUUUUGCAGAACAUCGAAAUCGUACCACCUGUUACCCAAGUUGAAGAAAUAAACGUUACUAAAGCUCUACUGACACCCGGCAGGAUAUUGUAUCCAAAAGUUGCGAAGAAAUCGAAACUGGACAAUCUGUUGGCUAGAAGAGUGCAACUGAAGAUUCUCGAGGAGCGCAAAAUCGCUCAGAACAAAACUGAAGAAGUCAAAGAAGAAGAAAAUGUUGAGGUAGAAGCCGAAGAAGAACAGAAUCAGAAUAGUGACGGGCUAGAAAAACAGCUGAAUAAUAUGAUGACAGGCAAAGUUGCCUUGCCAAACAACACCGCAAAUCAACAAUCUUCGAACAACAGAGAAGCGCUCAAUACAAUAGCAAAAAGGAUACAUACACUCAGGACUCAGUACACUGCCAUUGCUCGUCUCGCCAAAGAUUUCCAAUGUUACGUAAAAGGGUGCAAUUCAGGAGUUGGAAAUAGCAUUGACAAUACAUGCUACUCACCUCUGUGUAUGCAGCGGGUAAAAGUUAGAAGGGAUCUAUUAGGUCUAUUGAGAAAAGCCAACGUUGCCACUAACUCUUCUACAAAGGCUGCUCCUCAGUCACCGGCUACCACCCCGGUAAAGAAGCCGUCGAUUUUGGAACAGACCCUUAAAUCCCCUCAGAUUCCUUUAGCAGCGAAAGAUAAGGAGAUAAAAGUUGUGACAACACCGCCAACCAAAGAAAGUAUCUGCAAAGACCUGGUCAACGCUGUACUCAAAGCUCCGAAGCUUGAGGAUGACAAUACCGUUUAUGUGCCUAUGAAAAUAACGGAUCUUAAAAAUGAAGUUAAAGAUGAGCUCAAAGAAAAUUUGUCGAAGGAAGAAUUUGAGUCUCCUACGAAGAAAAAGCUCAAGUUAGAAGAUCCUGAACUCGACGUUAAGCAAAUGUCACCGGAUGACAUAAAAGCGAUGAUCUUGGGAGGUGAUGGUACAAAAAACGAGACGGGGGUCACAGUGACUAGUACUUUAACAACGACUACAACUACAAGUGUGACAAGCACUGUGGUUGACGGUGAGGUGAAGAACGUAUCAGCGACUGAGAACGUCAUAGAUACGGUUACAGUGACCUCAUCUAAUUGCAGUGGUUCAGAAACAUUACAAACCUCAAAUUCCAAACUAUCGACGUACAGUGCCCAACAGAAUCGACGUUUCUGCGCCUUUAGGCUUGGUGUGAAACGCGAAGAAAAAACCAUCAAAACUGAACGCGCUGAAGAUGGUACCGAGCGAGUUUAUUCCACUGUGUCCACUGGAGGGAAGGUCUUCUUAAAGAAAAUCCCCACAGCGGUAGAUGCGCGACGUAAGAAAAGACAGAUAGUGAAGUAUCCGGCUUGUUCGAGCUUCAUCGCGAGAAAGGGGUGCACUUCGUUGCUCGUGUUACCCAAACACGAAACUAGGAAAUUGGCGCGAAAUGCUGGUCGUCUGCAGAUUACUGGGUUCCAUCACCUUGCAAAGCCAAACAACAGCGUGUGGCCGUAUCCUUGUGCUAGGCCGCUGUUCAAGACCUGUUGGGUCUACAGAACGGUAAAUCUAAAAUCGUUGGCCAGUGCCGCCCUUCAGUUAAAAAUUUUGUGGGCGUGCCUCAGAUGGGACGAUAUGCAAACCAAACCACCUACCACGGACGGAAAACAUCAGAUUACUACGGAAACUGAAAUUCUUUCACUGGAGCUGCUGAAACACAGGCACGUGGGGCAAUUCAUGGAGAAGACACAGUACUUGAGGAGAAAAGUGGUGAUUCCUUUAGAACUGCCAAAAACUGUGAGAGAGGUGACAUCCAUAAGGAGUGGUUUGAGGAAGAGAAAAAGACCGGAAUCUCCCCAAAACACAGAUCCUCAAGUUACUGAAGAAUGGGUAGAUGAGGAUAAGCUUGAGUUGUGGGAAAUUAAGCUGUAUGGAGAGAAGCUAGAAAAGGCUAACCAACAAGUUAUAACUAGGAGCCGGACGGGGAAUUUGCCGCCUCCGAAGGCCAUCGUGACCGCCGUCACCGAGGAGGGCAAACCGGGGGCGGUUACGACGGCGGUUGCUGGAGCAGGUAGUGGUACUCCAGCCGUUAUGGCCGUCAGCGGGAAACAGACGCCGGAAGAGAUUAAGGAGAAGAUGGAGCAGCAACUUAGAUUACAACGUGCUGCGCACCAACAGACCAAGAGAGCACUGGAAGUGAAAAAUAUUGCUUUGAAGCAAGGCUCCGUUUUAGAAAUGGUUGGAGGUACAGCUCAAUCUACUUCAACAACAACAAUUCCGACUACAACAACAACUACUUCUAAUCCUACGUUACAACCUAUUCAACCAAAAGUGACCACCACUCCGGAUGGACAAAUGAAAAUCGUGAAGAACGUUGUGCUGCCUAACCAGGCGGUAGUUAGCGGAAAGAACACACUCACGUCCUUACUGACAUCAAAUAACGCCAAACUGGCAGGUCGAAGAAUAUUGAUGACCAAAGGCCCUGACGGUACGACCAGAGUCAUCACAGGCACCGCCAACAUUCUUCCUAAGACUUUGGCGAACCAACAGCAAAGUCUCAUCAAAUCCACGAGCGGCAGCCAAGUCUUGCAAGCCGUACAGAUGCAACAGACCGCAGCCAUAUCAACGACGGCACCGACCCCGGUAACUCAACAACAAGUGGUGAAAGAUCCGCCCUCGCCGCAACGCGUCCAAAUCAUGCGCACCCCCGACGGCCGUAUCACCGUCAAAGGGUUGCUGCCCGGCCAGCAAUUGGUCCAAUAUCCGGACGGCAAACUGCAGGUGUUGACCACCGCGCAGCUGCAACAAUCCGGAUUGGUCCAAGCGACGGCAGCACCGACCGCUACGCCCACUAAGGCGGUGCCAGCGCCCGCGGCCACCACGCCCACCAAAACCAUCGUCAAGCAGAUCGUACAGACGGCAGCUAAACCGACAGCUCAGUCUCCUGCCCAAACGAAACAGCCCAUUGGUCAGCCGCAAGUCGUGCAGCAAAGCGCGGUGAAGCAACAACUUCAACAGCAACAGGUCGUUAUCAAGCAACAACAGCCGGCACUGCACAAGAUUGGCGCUGGCAACGUUGUAGUUGGAGCCGGGGGACAGAUGCUCCAGCAGCAGGUUGUCAUCGGUGGUAACCAGGUGCUUUCUACAGGACAACCUGGACAGAUCGUUACCAAUCAGAUAAUCGUCAACAAUCAAGCUUUGGCUCAACAACUAGCUACAGGAAAAGUUCAAGUAGCGACAAUCAACGGCCAACAAGUACUCAUUCGCCCAACAGGCAACAAUCAAGCGCAAGUCGUUGCUCAAUUGACGCCUGGAAGUCUUGCACAUACAGUUCAGGGUGUAGCGGUAUCUACGGCAGUGGCGCACGCGCAACCGGUGAAACAACAGACUGUAGUUAGGCAGGUGGUGGAGCAACAACCAGCACCACAACCUGUUCAGCCUGCACCUCAACCUCAGCCUCAACCGCAAACACAACCUCAACCGCAACAACAGCAGACGCUCCAGCAGCCUGCCGUGCAGAAUACGCCCAAACAUGAUCCUCAAAUAGAUCAAGCCACCAUGGAACAGUUGCUAAUAGGCCAACCUCCUGGAACAAUGAUAAAAUGUGUGACAGCUCAAGUGAUUCAAACGGCGCAAGGUCCGAGGAUAGUACUACAGGGUCUCCAAGGUGCGGACUUCUCGCCCCAACAGCUUGCCGCCGUUCAGCAGCAAGUGAAGCAACAGCUGCUUAAAGCUCAAGCAUCGACGGGCAAACAAGGCGUGCUCGGUCCGACGAAGAUUUACCUGGCCGUGCAACCUAGCUCAACUGCGUCCACCGAACAAUCGCAACCCACCCGCACCCAAGAAAUGCCCGCGCUCGCUCCUACGUCUACAAACCCGCCCCCGCUGGCGCCGGUGCAACACGCCCCGCCCACCGCCCAGCAACAGCCAAUAGCGCCCAAGCAGCCUGUGGCGGCCAGUCCUGUCAAACAUCCGCCCACGCAGCAACAACAGAAUGACCAACCCUCACCAACGAUCCGCCAGAUCCUAGUGAACGGCCAGCAAUCGCAGACGUCAAACCUGCUGCAAAGCCUGAAACAGGAAUCCCAACCGCAGACCCAGGUUCAACCUUCUGUGUCGGAGAGCAACAAGCAGUUUGUUGUGACCCCAGACUACAUCCAACAAACGAUAAAGUCCGCCUUGAAACAAGAGAACCUCAACCCGGAGAUCGAAGAGAAGCUCCUCCAGUUGCAGCGUUACCAAGAGAAACAAAUGAAACACGAACCGGACGUGAUGCCAUCCCACUCUCCGCUACCGUCCGUUUCCGCUUCAGCGGGCGGAGUCUCGCGGUUUCAGCCAGCGACGACGGUGGGCGUGGCUGUAACAAGCUCCUCCUCCGGCAGAAAAAGACCACCGAGCGCUUCCAGUCGGCAUAACGACGAUGCUGAAUGGGUGAUGGAACAGCCGAAACGCAGUAGGCCGAACAGAAACAGCGAGUCGAAGAAAUUUGAGCCGGAUGUGCAGCAGGAGGUCAGAGAGAAAAUCUCACCACGAUCGCGAGUGAAAAUAAAGGAAGUCACUGAAACGGACAAGAAAGUUAAUUUCAAGACGAAAAUAAUGGUCAGUUUGUUUAGGCAGAAGGAACUUUUGAAGAAGGAUAUUCUGCGAAAACGUGCUUUAUUGGAGAAAGAACUCCAGUAUGAGAUUCAGAAAGAGGUCGCUGAGGAAUUGGCGGCCCGCACGAAAAUCGAGCGAUCAAAGCAGGACGAGGUGCGAACGGGCAGCAGCAAACGGAAGUCAGCUGCGACGCCAACGACGGCAGCCAUUACCCCGCCCGCGCCCGUUCACCAUCGGUCCGGUUCGGGCGGAAGAAGUCGAAAGGGCGGCCAACAAAGGGGGGCUUCGGGGCAUUUCUUGCCCGCGCACCAAGGGAGGAACCAGUCGCCGUCCACGCAACAGGGUAAUGCCCCCAGUGUUGCGACAGUGCAACGGGGCGGACUCAAGAAGGAGAAACUUUAUUGCAUAUGUCGAACUCCGUACGACGAGACAAAGUUUUACGUUGGUUGUGACCUGUGCAAUAACUGGUUCCAUGGUGACUGCGUGGGUAUAACAGAAGAAAGCAGCAAAACUCUGACCGAAUUCAUAUGUCAAGAAUGCAAGCAGGCCAGAGAUACCCAGAAACUUUACUGUCUCUGCCAACAACCAUAUGAUGAAUCACAAUUUUAUAUUUGCUGCGAUCGAUGUCAAGACUGGUUUCACGGCAGGUGUGUGGGUAUAUUGCAGUCUGAAGCUGAUAAUAUAGACGAAUAUGUCUGUCCGAGGUGUCAACGGAAUAAUUCUGUGAAUUACGCCAAUAUGAAGAACCUCACUCAGAAAGACUUCGACGGUUUGAGAAAACUCAUAAAACAACUGCAGGCCCAUAAGAGCGCUUGGCCAUUUAUGGAACCAGUUGAUCCAACUGAAGCACCUGAUUACUACAAAGUCAUCAAAGAACCAAUGGAUCUGCAAAUGAUCGAAACUAAAGUGAACGACCAGACGUACACGAAACUCAGCGAGUUCAUCGGGGACAUGACGAAGAUCUUCGAUAACUGUAGAUAUUAUAACCCAAAAGAAUCUCCCUUCUAUAAGUGUGCAGAGUCACUAGAGGCAUACUUUGUGAAUAAAAUCAAAUGCUUAAGGGAUAAGCUGUUCGAGAACAAUAAGUGAGCUUCUUUUUAAGGUGAACUUUUGUUAGAUUUUAAGGCUUUUGAAGGGACUUUGAGCGGAUCCGUAGUGAUCUCACCCCUUACUGGUCAUGUAAUAUUUGGAAGAUCUACUCGAAGUCUUUGAAUGUAAAUAGUUAUCAAGUUUGUGAAUAUGUGUAUCAAUCAGUUUUUUAUUUUGAUAUGAAAUUGGUUUAUUUAUUGUAUUAUCAGAUUUUUAAAACGCUUUCUAGAUUCUGUAACUUAUUGCCAAUAAAUUGCUUUUAAGUUUCAAAUCGGAUGAUUUCAAAAUGUUAAAAUUCAUCAAAACUGUAAUACAUAUUUUUACUAUAUGAAAAUAUAUAUGAAAGAAGUCUUAGGGUGUAGUGCCAUUUGUAGAUACAAUUAUGCAAAAGAUUAUUUAACAGAAAAGGUUUCCUAAGUUUGCACAUACAUUAAAUUUUUAUAUUUAGUCGGUAGGAAUAUCGACUGUGUUUCAUCAAAAUAUAAAACGUUUACAGUGUA